AUGGAGGAAGAUGAAGAAACAAAAAGAUUAAAUGAACGUCGUCGUAUUAGAGAAGAGAGAAGAAAGAAACAAGAAGAGGAUGACGCAAAAGAGGACCAAGAGAGAAAAGCAAGAGAGGAAGAACGUAAAGUUCGUAAAGAAGCAAGAACCAAAGAAAGAGGUGAGCGUGAAGCACAACAAAAGAAAGAAUUGGAAGAAUAUAUAAAGAGAACUGAAGAAGAACGUAGACAACGUAGGGAAGAACGUGAGAAACGUAGGAUAGAAGAAGAGAAACAACAAAAAGAGGAUGAGGAAAAGAGAAAGAGACAACAAGAAGAACGUGAAAGAAAACGUCGUGAAGAAGAUGAAGAAAAGAGAAAGAAAAUCAAAGAGUUGGAGGAAUCACGUAGGAAGGUGUUAAAAGAGUUGGAAGAGGAUGAGAAUAGUUCACAAGUCGAUUCGAUUCUAUCACAAAAGAAGAGACGUUUAAUUGCACGUCAAAAGAUUGAAUCAAUUCUAGCAUCUGUCGACCCAAGCAACUCACAAUACGAUCAAACCCAACCAACCCCAAUUAAAAUAGUAUCAUUAUUAUUAACGGAUGAAUUGAAGGAGGAGGUCAUUGAUUUGGUGGCAAGUGGUGGAUUUAGAUCAUUGGUGGAUUAUAUGUCGCAACCAGCAUCCAUCUCAACCAUGGCAGAGUAUUUGGUUGAUAUCAAUGUGGGUGCCACCAUUUUCGCUUCAAAACCAGAGUUCUUAAAUGGUACAGCCUCGUUAGAGUUAAAGAAUUCCUUAGCGAGAAUGCAAGCUUCCUACGAAAUCUUAAAGGGUGGAAUUCAAACCAUGGCAAAGAUUAUCACUGAUCCUUCAAACUCGUUCAUAUUGGAUAUACUCUUCUCUAUGAUUUCAAAUCCACCUCCUAUUCCACUUACAAAUAUGCACAUUUUCACAGACCUAGUAUGUAGUUAUAUGAGUCGUAAACCAGAAUUACUCAUUUACAUUUGCAAUAACAAGGAUACAAUCUUACCUUCAUUGAUGCAACAUCUUUCAAAUAGUGAAACUGUUGAUUUAUUAUUGAAAAUGGCUGAAAUCGAAAUGACACAAAGUAAUGAAACCACAUCUAAUAGCAGCAGUGGUGGUAGCGCAGCAUCAUCAUUUUUUAGUUUAUUUACAGGUUCAUCAAGUAGUAGUAGCAGUAGUAACAACAAUAACAACAAUAGUAAUAAUAAAGAGAAACCAAAUUGGACAAAUGAUUUAACACCAUAUUUAAUUUUAAGAAUUAAUGAAAUUAGUAAUUUAGAGAAUGUUAUAGUUGAUCAAUUAGAUUUAGAGAUUGAUAAUAUUCAAAGAUUAAUGUUUGAAUUAGUAAAGAAAUAUCCAAAAUCAAAAGUUGCUCAUCAUUUAUGUGGUCAAUCAUUCUCUAAUGCAGUUUUAAGAAAUGGUUUUAAAUUAGCAUUGGUUCAUCCUUACACUUCACCAUUCUCAUCAUCAAUGUUAUCAUUAAUUUGCACAUUAGUAGAUUCGUCAGUUACAAUGACUCAGUCUUUAAUUACAAAUUCUUCAUCAUCUUCUUCAUCAUCAUUAUUAUCGUCAUCAUCGUCCUCAUCAUCAUUAUUAUCAUCAUCAUCAUCAUCAAAUCAAGAUUUACCAUCAGUUAUAAAUUUAUUAUUUAAACAAAUCGUUAUCAUUGAUGAUAUUAGUAAUGGUGAAGAUAAUUCAAGAGAGUUAUCACCAAUAAAAGCAAUCUCUGAAAUUUUAACCAUUAAAAAAGAUUCACAAGAGAUAUUUAGUAUUGUACGUUUGAAAUGUUUACAUUUAAUUAAUUCAUUGGUAAAAGCAAAUAUUUCAAAAUUAGAUCGUGAAAUUUGGGAGAGUGGUAUCUUAAAGAAAUGUAUUGAUAUCUUUUUCGAAUAUGAAACCAAUAAUGUCAUCCAUUGUAUGAUAGAAGGUAUCUUAACACCAUUAAUUCAACGUUGUCUUGGUAGUGAUGAUGAAGAAUUUAUGUGUCAUUUAUUAAAAGAUUGUUCCUUUGUUUCAAGAGUUGUAAAUAUUUUAAGUGGUGGUAAUAAUAGUGAAUUAAAUCAAAUUAAUAAUAGUAAUAAUAAUAAUAAUGAUAAUAGUAGUAAUAAUAAUAAUAAUAAUAAUAAUAAUAAUAAUAAUAAUAUAAAUGGUAGUUUAAGUGGAGCUAGUAAAUUAAGUGCAUUAUUUGUAAAUAGUAAAGAUAAUGAUGUAGUUAUAGUUGAACAACAAAAAUCUGAACCAGUAAUUGGUGCACCAGCUCCUGCAAUGGGUUCAUUAUCAAGAGGUGGUGGUAAAAAGAUAAGAAGAAAGGUAUCUUUCUUUAGUACUGAUGAAGAUUCAACUUCAAAUGCACAAGAUGAAAAUAAUACUAGCAGUAAUACAAAUGGCGAUGUUAAAUUAGCAAUUGGUGAUUUAUCAAUGUUUCAACCACCAACUUCAACUCCAGCUCCAGCCACCUCAACUACUGAACAAUCUUCCGAUAAAAAUUCUUUAGAAAAUACAGUAGUUAGCUCAGAAAAGAGAUUCUCUGCAACUUUAACUUCAACUUUCUCUAUAUCUUCAUCCUCUUCUUCUUCAACAUCUUCUACAUCUUCUACAUCAACUACUACAACAAAGAUAAAUGGCACCUCUAGUAGUAGUAGUAAUAGUGGUAGCAGUAGUAUUAGUAAAAAAGCAGAAAAAGAAUUAAAGGAACAAGAGAAACAAAAAAUAAAAGAGUUGAUGGAUACCUUAAAAUCAAAACAAUUAACACCAGAUCAAGAAAAAGCAAUUAAAUCACAAAUUAAGCAACUCAAGAAAGAAAAAAGACAAAAGAAAGAAGAAAAGAAAUUAGCAAAAAGAUUAAAAGAAAAAGAAAAAGAAAGUAAAUCAAAAUCAUCAACAUCAACAUCAUCAUCUACUUCUUUAAAGAAUAGUUCUGGUUCAGUAGUUUUACCAACAUCAACAAACAAAUUAAAAUCGUCUUCAUCAAACUCACCAUCAUCUUCACCAGUUUUAACAUCAACCACUACAUCCACAUUAGCAGCAGCAACAACAACAACAACAACACCAACAUCCACCACAGCACCAACCACAACCACAACAACAACAACAACAAUGACAACAACAACAAUUACUUCAACUUUAUCAGAUCAAUCAAGUGAUACAAGUAGUAAUAGUGAUAGUUGUUCAAAUAGUGAUGUUUCAAGUGAAAUCUCAAAACUAUCAUUAAAUGACAAUUCUCAACCAAUCGAGGCAUCAGUUGAAAAUAUUGAAUCAAUUGAAGAGCAAAGUGUAGUAGUAGUAUAUCAUAAUGAAGAAUCGUCUAACAAUGGUAGCAGUAAUAAUACCGAAUGUAAUAAUAGUAAAAUAAAUGAUGAAUCAUCAACUAACACCCCAACCACCUCAACCACCACAGCAACAAAGAAGAAAGGAGUAAAUCAUAAUGUUGGACAUAUUAUAUCACUAUGUAUUGAAAUUACCCAUAUCGUUAACAAGAGUAAAGGUCAAUUGCUUAGAGAUAUUGUUGAUGAAUGUUGCCUAUUCCAAGGUCAAUGGGAUGAAGUUGUUGUACCAAAAUUACGUCAAGAAAUAUCAUUUAGAAAUAUCAAACCAAUUGGUACCGUUUCAAUGCGUAAAGGUAGAAAGGGUGCUCCACCAACUCCAUUUGCAAAUGUUGAAUCUUUCCAAAAUAUGGCAAAUGGUGUUCCAAUUCCUCCAACAAAUCCUUCCUCAAAAUUCUUUUUCUAA
This is a messenger RNA of Dictyostelium discoideum AX4, 3726 nucleotides long. RefSeq lists its product as hypothetical. The record is from RefSeq and is a predicted model, not a curated record. Lineage: Eukaryota; Evosea; Eumycetozoa; Dictyosteliales; Dictyosteliaceae. Bases 1 to 3726 code for a protein of 1241 amino acids. The transcript has a single exon.